UCACUACUUGGUAUUUUACCCUGCCCCAAGUCAGGCCACACUGCCUUGGUGUUAUGCAAAAAACGUCAUUUUUUUGACAAUUCAACAGAUUUUUUCCCUUUAUUCGAGCGAGGAGUCACCAUGGCGACGGCAGUGCCGCAUUGUCCCCCGAAACAGGACCUUCCACCGCCGGGCGGCUACAAGAAGAUACCCUUUGCCCGCGUGCCACCGAAGAGCUACUUCACAGGCUUCACCACCAUCGGCACCUAUGUGGUUGUGACAGCCGUUGGCCUGGGCAUCUACUACUUGACCGCCAAGAAGGUGAAGCGCGACGAGAUCGAGAUGCGUUCCGCCCAGAAUGUCAUCUUUCCCAUUUUGGUCGCCGAGCGGGAUCGCGAAUUCCUGCGCCAGUUGCGACGCAAUCGGGACGAGGAGGCCGAGCUGAUGAAGAACGUGCCCGGCUGGGAGGUGGGCACCUGGUAUGGUGAGCCCGUUUUCAAGACCCUGCCCGAGGAUACCCUGGUCACGCCCAUUUUCAAGGAGUUCUACGCCCACUCCGACUGGAAGUCGUACGCCAAGCGUGCCCACUUGAAGCUCUGGUCCUAAAUCGGCCUAGUUAAUGGAUUAGUUAAUGCCUAAGCACGCACCUUUUUGUUUGUAGAUCAUCCGCCUAAGCGCCAAAAAAAGAAAGUAUCGACCAAUUAUAAUGUCAGAUCAGAUUGGCUGAAAUACCGAUUCUCUUUGUGUGUGUUUAAUCCAAAUCCUGUGCUGGACCACCCGAGGUAGCCAGAGAUUUUUACCAAACCGGGGGCGUUGCCGUCCAGCUGCAAUAUAGCCCACGGGCAGUGCUCAAAAAUGGCCAAAUUAGAUGGAUUUGGUGGCACCAACAGCGGGGAAUCCCAGUUGGCUGUGUCACCAAAUUAAAAUCUAAUUGAAAAUCUGCUGCUUAGUAAAAAUAAUAAAUUCACAACAUAAAACACUACGAAAUGCUUAUGAUUCAAUAGGGAUUAUUAAAAUAGCAAUGAAGAAAUCUUGAGCCAUUGAAAAACAUUCUUGAUUUAUUUUAUUUUUAUUUUUUAUUGAAUUCAACAUCGAUUUGACGCUCGUUUUGUGUGUCAGUAUUUGGAGUUUCGGGUUAUUACACAAUAGCGGGUGAUCGUGAGCUCUAACAUUAAGUAGUCGUAAUUAUAAGUAAGUAAUAUAUAUCUAUACAUGGGCCAUGAUCGACAUCCGUCGACAUGCUUUUAUCUUCAAUUGUAAACCGCAGAGUUGGCCUGAAAUCAUAU
Drosophila melanogaster (fruit fly) is the source of this 1265-nucleotide messenger RNA. It is a transcript of the gene ND-B16.6, whose product is annotated as NADH dehydrogenase (ubiquinone) B16.6 subunit. Bases 121 to 585 code for a protein of 154 amino acids. The record is from RefSeq and is marked reviewed. Gene Ontology annotation, cellular component: membrane; mitochondrial inner membrane; respiratory chain complex I. Lineage: Eukaryota; Metazoa; Arthropoda; Insecta; Diptera; Drosophilidae. The transcript has 3 exons.